Messenger RNA from Prunus armeniaca (apricot), 633 nucleotides. The record is from the annotation of a GenBank genome assembly. NCBI's taxonomy places the organism in Eukaryota, Viridiplantae, Streptophyta, Magnoliopsida, Rosales, Rosaceae.
AUGGCUGCAAAUACCUCUGGGACCCACUCUAGCCCUAACUCAACAGAAAGAAGUAUUGAAUGGGCCCACACCAAUAUGACCAAAGGAAAUCAGUCUGUCACAAAUUGGUGCAAGCCCGGGCCCAAUCACAAAGAGGAUAGUUUGGACCUUGGGCCCUUUGGGCAACCAAUCCAGGUGGAACCACUUUUCAAAAAUCCUUUCGGGCCAGCAAUCACUGUAUCUUCUACAAGGGUUGUCUCACAAGUCAGCACCAUGCUUCAUAAUCUAGGUUUGAAGCGCCAUAACGAAUAUGCGAGGAGACCCAACGUUGGCUCCCCUGGGAAAAAACAGAAAAAUACCCAUAGAAAAGGAAAUACGGAGGAAGGAGGACAGAAUAAAAAAGAGAGUGUUUCUGAAGGGAAGUCAAGAAGGAGGGUGUAUAAGCCAAGGAAAACCAACCAUGGCGAUUCCAGUACCACCAACGGCUCAACAAGAAGGUCUCAAGUGACUGUUGAGGAAGAAAACCUUACGGAAGUCAAUAUCAUCCAAGCGGAGCAGUGGGAACAGGGAGGCAAACAAGUGUUAAACUAUGAGGCGGGUGUUCCGACCAGGGGCGGUGGCGGCUGGCCUACAACAGCCACAAGGGAGCCAUGA